This is a messenger RNA of Meleagris gallopavo (turkey), 9047 nucleotides long. The record is from RefSeq and is a predicted model, not a curated record. NCBI's taxonomy places the organism in Eukaryota, Metazoa, Chordata, Aves, Galliformes, Phasianidae.
CAGCUCCUCUUCCGGUUCGUACCCACAGCCGGCUGGGUAGUGGUGGGGACAUGGCUGAGGCCGUGCGGGGUCCUCGGAGGGGCCGCCCAAAGGGCAAGGCGAAGGAGAAGAAGAAAAGAAGUAAUGAGGACUCCCAGAUACAAGAGCCUGAUGAUGUUUUCCUCCCUCCUGUGUCAGAAAUGUCUUCUCAGGCCCCUGAAGUGCAAGUGGAGCAACCAGGAGAAUUCACAGAAAUUAAGCUCAGUGAUGAAGCAGAGCAUGGAAAAGCUGCGACUGAUUUGUGUGACAUCUCCCUCAGUAAUUUAACUUUAGCAAGCCAAGGAUCUCUGACAGCAGCUGCAGAGCCUUCAGCAGGUGGAGAAGAGAGUAAAGCUGGUCCUUCACAUGAGGAGUGUGGAGGGAAUGUUGAGAAAAGUAAAAAAAGCAAGCUGGACAAACCUCCCAGCUUUGUGGAGGUGGUUGCUAGUGGAUCAGAAAACUCUGAUGUGUUGGGCGAUUCCUUUCAUUCCAGUGCAGCUGCUUCUCAGGCAGUAGUGGGCAUUGCAAGGGGCAAAGAAACUGAGAAUGUACAAGAUGCUAAAAGUCCUCUUGUCAGUUUCUCAGAGAAGCCUCCUUUGAGUCCCUUGCAGCCCUGUGAGAAAUCCAAAACACGUGUUCAUCGUUUGGGGUUGAAAUCACUUUAUCCAGACUUGUCCACUGAGUUGUCCUAUGAGAGACCAACCAUAAUGGCAGUCAAACCAUUGUUGCACAAUGAAAGGCUUUAUCCAGAGCUGCCAACUGAACCUGAACUCAUGCCUUUUACCAGAGAACAGCUGAAAAUUUUUGAACCCUGUUCAUGGCUUGAGAAUGUUGACUCCUAUACAGAGGAAUUUGAAAGUGUUGCUCAUCAGGACAGGCACGAAUUUUAUGAACUGCUCCUGAACUACAUGCGCUGCCGGAAGCAGCUUUUGCUGGCGGAGGUGGAGCUGCAGGCUAUGAUGACAGACUGCCAAAAUAUUAAGGGGAGGUUAUGGACUUUUAAAGAAGAACAGAAGACUGUGCAGGGUGUCUGUGCAGAUCAGUGCAAAGUGACAGGUCACCAUCGCUACCAGACAGUGGAGAUGAAUGGAAGCGUGUUGGGAGAACUGAAAAAGCUGUUUGAAGCCAAAGCAGAGCACGUGCAUCAGACACUGGCACUGCACUCCUACACGUCAGUGCUGUCUCGGUUACAAGUGGAGUCCUAUGUGUACAGGUUGCUCAACAGUUCCUCCCUGCUGAGAUCAGUGGCUCUUCAGGAGCAAGAACUAGUUUCAAAACAGUCUGAAAAUCUUUCUUCAGACUUGAGCCACUUGAAAGAGUGUAUCAGCGUUCUCUUCAGUUUCACUCGCAGAGUUAUUGAAGAUCCUCAGUUUAAGAGUGACCUUCUCAUGUGGCUGCAGAGACUGGUUUCAGUAUUGCAACGAAUUGGCUGUCCUGGUGACCAUCUCUUCCUUUUCAACCACAUCUUGCGUUGUCCAGCUGGGAUUGGUGAAUGGGCUGUUCCAUUUGUUCAGAUCAAAGUCUUGGAUAACCCAUCCGGUGUCUUUCAUUUCAUGCAAUCUCUUGCCUUGCUUAUGUCUCCUGUUAAAAAUCGGGUGGAGUUCAUGUGCCAUAUGAAACCAAAUGAAAGGAAAAGCUCCUCUUCCUCUGGGAAAGAAUCUGGAAACUGGACACUGGUAGAUGAAGGAGGAGAAGAGGAUGAGGAUCCUGAAACAAGCUGGAUUCUGCUUUUGGAAGAUGACCUGAUAGUUCUGUUGUCCCAGUUUCCAUUUCAUGAACUGUUUCAGCACUUCCUUGGAUUUAAGUCUGCAGGUACUUAUUUUCCUGAAAAAACAACUCCUCAAGAGAUGAUGAAGGUUUUUGCUUUUGCAAACUCCUUGGUGGAGCUUCUGUCUGUGGGAUUAGAGACAUUUAACAGAGCACGAUACCGACAGUUUGUGAAGCGAAUUGGUCAGCUGAUCAAGAUGACACUUUGUCAUGUGAGUGACCACUGGGCCCAGUAUGUUAGUGGCAAUAAACUAUAUGGAUCGAUAGGGCAUCUGUACUCCAUGGACAAAUUACAGUUGGAGUUUGAUGAGCUGUUUUUCAGAGCUGUUCUGCAUGUUCUGAAGGCAAAAAGGCUGGGAGUCUGGCUCUUCAUGUCUGAGAUGCCUUAUGGAACAUUAUCCAGUAACAUGCUCUGGAAGCUCUUCUUUGUCAUGCACUGUGCAGAGAGUGAAAACCUGGAAAAGCUCUGCUCUACUUUACAGCCUGCUGACUGCAAACAGAGACUUGAAGAUCCACAGCACCUUGUAAGUUUUGAAAAGUAUCUCCAGUCAAUGAACUGCUCAGAAGAAAUUUGUCUGCUCACCACAUUUGCUCAGAUGGCACAAACCAAACGGGCUGAUGUUGAUGAGGAUUUCAUUAAAAUCAUUGUUUUGGAGAUAUAUGAGGUGUCGUAUGUUAGUCUUUCAACAAGGGAGACAUUUUCAAAAGUUGGUCGAGAGCUCUUGGGAGCAAUUGCCAGUGUUCAUACACAGAUUAUUUCUGUGCUGUUGGAUCGAGUUAAAGAGACAAUUGAGAGAGUUGGAAUGGUUUCUUUGUAUCUGUUUAAAGAAUUGCCUUUGUACCUGUGGAAACCUUCUUCAUCUGAAAUAGCACUGAUUCGAGACUGGUUACUGAAUUAUAGUCUAACUACUGUGGAGAAUAAACUGGCCUGCAUUAUCUUGGAAGGAUUAAACUGGGGAUUGGGUGAGCAGAAGGAUGCUCUUCAUCUGGAUCCAGCCAUCCAUUCUGAAGUUGCAUUGAUGGUCGUCGAAGCAUACCUGAAAUAUCUCUCCCAGAAACCAUACGCAGGAUUGCUUUCUGAAAGCAUAAAGCAGGUCUCUUACCUAGCUAGCAUUGUUCGUUAUGGAGAAACACCAGAGAGUUCCUUCAACCAAUGGGCAUGGGGCUUGAUUUUGAGGUUAAAGCUUCACAGAAAUGACCGUGGCAUACAGUGUGGCUGGCCUGCAGUUCCUGUAUCUGACAGCGUGCUUGACAUGACAGAAUCAAUCACACUUCACCCCCUUCUGAAGGCUGUUAAAGCAGGCAUCCCUAUCGGCUGUUACCUUGCGCUGGCUAUGACCACACUAGGUCACAGCAUUGAGAAGUUCUGUGCUGAAGGGAUCCCUCUUUUGGGUGUACUUGUCCAGUCUAGACACUUGAGAACAGUAGUCCAUGUACUGGAUAAAGUUUUACCCAUAUUUUACUCUUGCCAAUAUUAUCUCCUGAAGAGUGAACAGUUUUUAUCUCAUGUCCAACUGUUCCUUCAGCUGGACAGUGGAGUCCCUCAAGGCAUGACCCAGCAGGUCACACAUAAGGUAACGCAGCACUUGACAGGAGUGAGUUACGGAGAAAAUGUUAAACUGCUCAAUAGCAUGAUACAGACUCACAUUUUCCGAAGUGGCCAGCCAAACGGAGUGGGGCCAACUGCAGUACUGGAGUUCUGGGUUCAGGUCCUCAUCAGCCAGCAGCUGUGGCACAGGGACCAGGCAACGCUCUACUUACUGGAUCACUUAUGUAAAGCUGCUUUUCAGUACAGCCAGGAAGACUGCAUACAAAAGCUGCUUUACCAGCAGCACAAGAAUGCUUUAGGUUAUCAUUGUGACAAAGGUCUGCUGUCUUCUCUUGUUAGCUGGAUUGUGGCAGGCAAUGUGACUCCCUCCUUUGUUGAGGGCAAUGCCAACUCAUCUCAGGUCUGGUUUUCGUGGAUGGUGUUAAAUAUUGAGUCCAUAUUUGAAGAGGAUUCACAGCUUCGCAGAGUUGUGGAGAGGGAGUUAAUUAUUAAUGAUUUGUCUCCUGAUCAAGCUUUGAAGAAAGCCCAGACCCAGCUGAAGCUGCCUGUUGUACCUUCGCUUCAGAGGCUCAUGAUUUAUCGCUGGGCCCAUCAAGCCCUUGCUACCCCUGCUGAUCACCCUCUCAUGCCACUAAUCUGGCAGAAAUUCUUCCUGCUUUACCUUCACAGACCGGGACCACAGUAUGGACUACCUGUAGAUGGCUGUAUUGGAAGACGAUUUUUCCAGAGUGCAGCCCACGUUAACUUAUUAAAUGAAAUGAAGCAGCGCUUAACAGAGGUGGCAGACUUCCACCACGCUGCCAGCAAAGCACUGAAAAUGGAGAGUCCUGUAAAGAGCAGCGACAGAUCACUGGAGAAGGCGAGCUGCUUGCCAGGUUACCUGACUUCACCAGAAUUGCAUAAGGAGCUUGUCAGGCUUUGCAAUGUUUUUAUUUUGUGGUUAGAAGAAGAGAGCUUUCAGAAAGGAGACACAUACAUUCCUUCUUUACCAAAGCAGUAUGAUGCACACAGACUUGCUAAAAUCAUGCAGAAUCAACAGGAUCUGUGGAUGGAGUAUGUCAAUAUUGAACUGAUACACCACGAGUUUCAGGAAGCUAUAAACCUUUGGACACAGACUCAACUUGAAUCACACACACCAGCUGCUAUUCCUGCAGGGCAAACAGAUUUCACCAACCCUUUGUCAGCCAAAGAGAGGAUAAUGAAUAAUUUGAAGAAGUUUGAUUUGCCCAAGCCUCCUCUUUCACUCCAGCCUAUGAAAGCCCCUGUGCCAGUUAUUUCCUCUGCCAGUCUGAUAAAUCAGAAAGAAGCAAUUCAUCUCACGCACACCGACCUUAAAGUCUUGCAGGGACAUGCCAAAACUGCAGCUCUUUGGGAAUCCCAACAUGUUGCUCUGAACAGUGAAAUACUGGACACCCUACCUAAGCUGUAUGUCAAUCGGGAGGAGCAGAUCACCCUCCACCUGGAGUGCCGGGGAGCUUCAAGUAAAGGCUGCCAGGGAGCAGCUCUUGUCACAAUCCAGUUUGAGGGGAAGCAUAAAAACGAAGCAGUGAGCCAGCAGCUUCAUGCUCUGCGUAAAGAAGUGAGACAGCUGCAAGCAGAAGCCACAAAGCCACCUUCUCUGGGUGUUGUGGAAGCAGCAGUGCACGUGGAAAACUUUAUAACGACCUUAAUAAAUAUCUACAAAGUGCAGCCUAUGCCUGCAAUUAAGAAAGUUGGAAUUAGUUUGUUUUUUAUCGUAGUGGAGUACGUGUGUGAUGAAACUCAACGCAAUCCUCCUACAAGGCAGUUCUUCACUUCCUGCAUCGAGAUCCUAGGCCAGGUGUUCAUCAGUGGGACCAAGUCAGAGUGCAAACGCCUCCUCCAGACAAUCCUGCACAACCGAAGGCUCUGUACGCUUCUUUCUCCAUACUUCACUCCUGUUGCUUCUCCUGAUGAGUUUGUGGCUUUAUAUGAAAAAGUUGUGACCUUCCUGAGUGAGGACAACAGUGAUGUUGUCUUCAUGCUGUUGACAAAGGACAUAAUCUUCUUCACUUUGUUUUUUCUAGCAUUGCAGUCCUUGUAUUCAGUUAUUGCUGGACUCUUUAAGCCAUGGAUACUCGUCUUAGACAAGGAAGAUGCAAGGUAUGAAUUUGCAUUAGCAAAAAUUUAUUUAAUUUUUAAUAGGAAGAGCAUUAGUUCUCUUAAUUUUUUUUUUAAUGCAUAUGCUUUGGUGAAUCUUGCAUUUAUGGUUUUUUAUCCUCAAAAUCCUCAAAAUUCAUCCUCUGUAUUCAUGCUUCCCUCAGUUUUUAUCCUGCUGCUAAUUCAAUUAUUUCCUUUGGAUUUAGAUAAGCUGCUGCCAAGCCAUCAUGGUGCUCUCUGGUUGCACCUGAUGCAUUACUGUGGAUGUUGCACAGCCCCCAAAAUGCCAGAGUUUAUUCUCUAUACUUUCCAUGCUGAAUUCAGGAGGCUUCCUUGGAAGGAAAUGCAUCCAGACCAGAUGCUUAUGGAAGAGUUCUUUAAAGUUGAAAGAGGCAGCCCCAAGAGUUGUUUCUUAUUCUUGGGCUAUGUUUUAUGUGAAAUAAACUGGGUCAGCGUCCUUUCUGAUGCCUGGAAUCCAAACCCUCAUCCUCAGACUCACAACAUGAUUGUCUGUUUGCUGUAUAUGAUGGUCCUCUUGGCAAAGGAGGAACAGCUUAUAGGCAAAGAGGAAUCGCCACUCAUAAAUCUUCUUGGACAGACCAGCUCCCUUCCUUGGCAGCUUGUGGGCAUUUCGUCUUAUCAAAGCAUCAUCAGCUAUUGUAACAGUCACUACCCUCCCUCUGUUAUCCUUGCUAAGGAUGCUGCAUCUGAACUGAUAGUGAAGCUCCUGAAAAUCUCAGCAGGCUUUGGCACAUCUUCAGAUAGUCAUGUCCACCUUGAUGCAACACUGAAGUGCCAAGCGUACAUCCGCCAGGUGGUUCAAUUCCUCAGCACCUUGGAACAAAGUGGAAAGAUUACUCUUGCAGCUUUAGAGCAAGAAAUGUCCAAAUUGCUAGAUGAUGUAGUCAUCUUUAAUCCUCCAGAUAUGGAUCUGCAGACACGUCACCUGGCCCUCAGCAGUCUCUUUACGGAAACGCUGAUGAUGUUGAACAAUUCCAGCGUUACAACAGCUGAGUCACUACGGGGGAGCUUACGAAAGUGGAUUGACAGUAAAGUGCACGGAUUGCUAGCAAUGCCCCUUCUGACAGCAGCAUGUCAGAGCCUGGCCUCCGUGCGACACAUGGCAGAGACAACCGAAGCCUGUAUCACCUCUUACUUCAAUAAAGAUCUUCCUCACCAUCAGGAGUUGGGCUGGGGCCCUGUACUUGCCUCCCUCCAAGUUCCUGAGCUAACCAUGGGAGAAUUCCUGCAGGAAUGUUUGUCUUUAGGAAGCUACUUGACUCUCUACGUGUACCUGCUGCAGUGCUUGAAUACUGACCAAACUCUUACCAAUGAAAUGAAAAUCCUGAUCACCAUCAGCAAGUGGCUGGAGCAAGUGUAUCCAAGCUCAGCAAAGGAAGAGGCGAAGCUGUUCCUUUGGUGGCAUAAAGCUAUGCAAUUAUCCUUAAUUCAGAUGGAGCAAGAUGAUGCCAUUGUGAUGGAAUCUGUCGUUCGGACGCUGCUGUCCAUCCAGGGCAGGCAGAGUCAGCUGGCUGAGGAGAGACUCACUUCUGGAAUACUUGGAGCUAUUGGGUUGGGCAGGAGGUCUCCUUUGUCACCCAGGUUUCGGCUAGUGGCCCGCAGUUUGUCUGCCUUCCUCCUCGUGCAGAUUCCUGCAGAGGGUCAGGUCCGCCUGAAAGCAGGCUCAGAACCAAAGCUGGCACAGAAGGCCCAGCAGGCACUGAGUGCUCUUGAAUCAAUGGCAUCAAACAAACAAUAUAUGGAUUUUCAAGAGCAGAUCUCCCAGGCUUCUCUGUUCAUCAAGCAUCCAGAACAUUGUCUUCGAGAUGGCAAUAAUCUUUUGGCUUUCCUUGUAAACACUCUGUACCCAGAAGUGCAUUAUUUGGACUGCAUACGGUAGCAGCACUGAGCUCACAAAAUGAUCAUGCAGUGUUGAUAAUUCUGGUUUACAUUUAAAGUUGUUCUUGCACAAGUAAUUUUUACUUUAAGAGUUCCAUUUGAAGUAAGUCAGAAGCGUGAGUGGGAGAUGCACACUGGCAAAUUUUAUCCUCUUUGAGGUUAUUCUUUUUUUUUUUUUUUCCCUUAAAGCUCUUAGGAUAUUUGGGCCUGUGGAAUUGUUCAGUUUUUAUCAACUGGAAACAGUUGAAUAUGUUCCUGUGCAAGGUGCACAUCUAAGGGGAUACAUGUACAAAUCAUUAGGCAGCAAAGCCCAUUCUUGUUUCUUGUAGCUUCUUACUUUUUUUUGUGUGCCUUUUUCCUGUGUGUCAUGGUUUGAGCCAGUGCAAAGUGAAUGAGGGGCUGUGUAUUAAACAGUUUUUGACUCUCUUAGUAGGAUACGUCUAAAGCUUAUGUGAGCGUAUGUGUGUGCAGGGAGAUUUGUCCCUGCAUUCCAACAGGUGGUAUUUUAAAUUUUGACUCUUUUGAUAUUCUGCAGAACUCUGUAGUUUAAAGGCAUGCCUACAAUCUUCUCCCAUGUCUGUAAAUACAAACUGAAAAUUGAACUAAAGAACUUUGCUUUUUCCUAUUUCCUAAAUAUUACUGAGUCUGCCUUCGUACUGGUUGGUUAAACAAAAGUGAUUUAUGGCCACAUUGUUCCUAUGUCAGGUGAUGUCUACAGACUGAUUUUUCUGCUUCCUCAGUGUCCAGGAGGGAAGUAGUUAUGUUCUUGCUGGAUAAUAAUCCUUAAUUCUGAAAAUCUGGUUGUUCAGGAAUAGAGGUUUAGUAAGUGGACACCACUGAAGUUCAUUCUUCUUAGCUGGGCAUGACAUGGCAGAACUUUAGAUGACACUGUGAAAAGCUGUUUAGCUUGUAUUAAAUCACUUUGUUAAAAUUGUACUAUGAGCCUGUAAAUCUAUUGUUUCAGCUGAAUGAUCACUGGUUUUGUUGCUUUGUCUGAUGUUGCACCUUCUGUUCAUUGGAAGCAGAAAGUGAAUUUCCCUGCUUGCUUGUGUAAUGUUGGCCUUUCCAUGGCUGAUCUACUUGAGGUUGCCCUACAUUCUCAAUCUGUGCACCUGUACGAAGGAAGGAACAGUGAAAGCUUCUCUUUCUGCAUUAAUUGUGCCUUUGUGUUUAGAACAUGUAACCGUGUUUAAGCAUAUGUUAAGGUCACAUGGGGAUAAUAGAUGUUCAAAAAUGGAUUAUUUUGCAGUGUUGCUCUUAACUGUGAUUUUGGUGCUGGAGAGCAAACCACCUUUUUCUUCUCAACAAAUUUGGCUAACUGUGCCAGCUGUGUCAUCAGAUCACCCACAUCUGUGUGUGGUUUUAGCUCACAGAUCGAGCAAAGAACUGUAUGUAUAUAUAUGUACAUCUCUCUGUAUGCUAACCAGGUAAGGGUGAAGCAUGAUUUCUGACAGACUCCUUUGGGAAAGUGAUGCCUGGAAGAAUAUGUUCUUCUGCUUUUUCAACCCCUGCAGAGAGUUAAAAGCACUGGUUUAUUAGAUUCAAUGUUAUUGAUCAAUUGCAUAAAAAAAAUGUGAAGAAUUGAGAGAUAUAUCUAUUUGACAUGCACUUUUGAAAGAAGGUAUUGUUUCAGCUGUUGAGUUUUUACAAGUGUGUUUAUAACAUGCUAUGUCUAGACAAAAAAAAAAAAAAAAAG